GGGCACCGAAAACCAGUCGGUCAUUGCUUCCGCGCACUCGCAUCCGCGCAACUCGCAUCCAAGCAUCGAAACGGAAGAAGGUCCGCAAGCACCAUGGGCGGCUACGGCAAGAAGAACAAGAACAAUGGCGUCGAUGCCUCCUUCGAUUCCUCCAUUGCUACGAAUAGCACACGGAAGAGCAAGAACGGAAUGAAAAAGCUGGGUUCGUCCAUCAAGAACGUCUUUGGGGGAAAGAAGCGGAGGCGUCGCAAGAAACUCGCGGCCCUGCAGCGAGAAGGAAACGCCAACGGCAACGUCCACGUCUUCGAUGACCGGAGCUACGUUUCCUACGAAUACAGCGAGGCGGGGGAUUCCGACGUGUACAGCUACCAGGAAGAGAUGGCCUCCGUCCACUCGAGGAAGCGAUCGGGGAACUCCCCCGGAAGGCCGCUCACGAAGAUCCACGAGGGAGACAACGAGGACGCCUCGGACGUGGAAGACACCGCCAGUCCGCGCCGCAACCGGGGAUCCAGGGGCCGGAGGGGCGGCGAUGAUGCCUCUGUGUCCUCCAAGAGCUCCUGGAUGAGCAACCGACGGACCAAAAAGGCCCAGCAGCAAACCCCGGACCCGCUCUUGCUGGUGGUCCUGCUGGUCGAUCCCUCCACCCUGAGGUUCGAGCUGCUCUCACUGGAGUUCGAUCUGGCGGAGACGGCCAAGCAGGCUAGGAAGAACCGCAACACCCACGGUUCCCACGAGUUCAACCUCACGGUCCAGGACGUCCUGAACCAGAUCACGCCCGAUGCCCUGACGGAAGAAAAACUCCGGGCCAGUGCCUCUAGCUCGGGAGGCUGCAGGGCUCUGAUCGAUCGCAACGGCCAGAUCCAUUUUGGGACCGCGAGCCUCGAAACCGCCUGUGCCGCCCGGUCCCUGCGGGCCUCCGAUCGGGCCACGCAGCUGCGGGAAAUCACCCGCGCCAAGCGGAACCGGGCCAGCGGUGCCCAAGCACCCGUAAUGUGGGAAUGCCGCCUCGGCAAUCCUACCUACACGGGGGAACCCCACAGGGAUGUCCUCCUGGGAUUCUUUGUUUCUUCCGAGGACGACUGCGACGGGGGAAAGAAGAACGGAAAGAGCAUCACCGAGAUGGCGACCGACGUGGCCAGGGUGAUGGACCUCGCCCGUCCUAUUUUUGCCGAUCCCAGCGUGGUGGAUCUCAUGGAAGGAAACGGAUACGAUCUGACGGGGUGGAAAUCGGGUAGGUUGACGGACAAGAGCGGCACCUCCCCGGCUUCCAGGGCCAUGCUGAUGCCCCCGACACCGUCAAAACGUAGGAGCCGGCGGUUGGAUUGGAACCAUCCCGUCGUCAAACUCCUGGUUGCCCUGGUCAGCAUGACGCUCGCCACGGUCCUGGCCUUUGCCCUGGUCUCCGUUGGGCUGCACCUGGUGCCGGCCCUGUCCCCGGGAGACAUCGGCGACCAAGACAACCACGGCCACGGCCACGAAGACGACGGUCGCCACACGUUCGAGGGAUAUGCCAGGCUCGCCUUUGAUGCGGUGCGGGCAGCCGUCACCGGUCCCGGAGACUCGGUAGAAGCCUAGCGGCGGGUGGACAACCCGUCGGGCCGGGCACCCCUGCUGCAGCAAUACAAUGGUUCGAACGGA
This is a messenger RNA of Pseudo-nitzschia multistriata, 1638 nucleotides long. NCBI's taxonomy places the organism in Eukaryota, Bacillariophyta, Bacillariophyceae, Bacillariales, Bacillariaceae. The record is from the annotation of a GenBank genome assembly.